Molecule: messenger RNA, 837 nt
Organism: Aspergillus campestris IBT 28561
Lineage: Eukaryota; Fungi; Ascomycota; Eurotiomycetes; Eurotiales; Aspergillaceae
Product: BTB/POZ domain-containing protein
Exons: 3
Coding region: 67-837 (256 amino acids)
Molecular function (GO): protein binding
Source: RefSeq, a predicted model, not a curated record
AAUCAAUCGCCCAGGUUCUGGAUCAAAGGCGUCUCAUAGUCUAGUGAAUCCAUUCACCGCGCUACGAUGGGCAACGACGAGCCUGUGGGCAUCAAGUUCAAGGCUGAGACCUUGGAAGCCGAGGGAAAAGAAGGUGACCUGACCGCUAGCAUUCAGAGAUACUUUCACACAUCGACGUUCUCGGACUUGACAAUAGUCACCAGCGACCAGAGAUUUGAAGUACACAAACUGAUCGUCUGUGGACAGUCGGGGUAUUUCUCUAAUCUUUUCAAGCACAAUUGGAAAGAAGUAACAGACAAUGUUAUACGACUCGAGGAAGACGAUCCGAGAGCAGUGGAAGCAAUGAUCCACUUCAUGUAUGGGUUCAAUUACGACAGCAGUGGUAGCGACCGGGGCCGAACCUCUCCAAUGCUGUUCAAUGUCAACGUCUAUCAGACCGGGGACAAGUACGACAUCCCAAAGCUCAAAGAGCAAGCGAAGGAGAAAUUUGCAGUUGCUCUCAAGAACUGCUGGGAAAUGGAUGACUUUCCCGUUGCCAUCGCCAGGGCCUAUUCGACUACAGUCGCGUCAGACAGAGGCCUUCGAGACCUCCUUGUUGAUACAUGCUUGGAACAUAUCGACGACUUACUGGAGGAUGACGACUUCAAACAGGUCUUGAGGGAAACGCUCGACUUCGCGGCUGACCUUGUGCAAAAACAAAUUUACCAUUCCGACAAGACAAUAUACCGCUGUCCCAGCUGUCGCAGAGAGUGGAGCGUAACGUGUACCACGAAUGCUGUCUCCUACUGUCCCAUGUGUUCAUCUAACCAAGAUUGGAGUCGCCAUGUCAAGAAAUGA